AUGCCAAACCACACGGUGAUCCUGGAAUUCGUUCUCCUCGGGAUCCCCCACACCGAAGGCCUCCAAAACAUCCUCUUUGCCGUCUUCUUGUCCUUCUACCUCUUCACUCUGCUCGGCAACCUGCUCAUCCUCACGGCAAUCGUCUGUGAUGCCCGCCUCCACACGCCCAUGUACUGGUUCCUCUGCAAUCUCUCUGUGGUAGACCUUGGCUUCUCCUCUGUCAGCACUCCCAAGCUCUUGGCCAACCUCUGGGCAGGGAGCAGAACUAUCUCUUUGGGCGGGUGCAUGUGCCAGGUCUUCUUCUACCACCUCUUGGGCAGCACCGAGUGCCUUCUGUACACCGUCAUGGCCUACGAUCGCUACGCCGCCAUCUGCCACCCGCUGAGGUACACGGUCAUCAUGAACCGGAAAGUGUGUGCCCUCUUGGCCGCUGGUACUUGGUUCACCAGUUCGUUCCAUGCCACCAUCUUAACCAGCUUGACCUUCACGCUCCCUUACUGUGGGUCCAACGUGGUGGACUAUUUCUUGUGUGACAUUUUCCCGGUAGUCAAGCUGGCUUGCGCUGACACCUACAUCAUUGAGACAGUGAGCUUCACCAACAUCGGUGUGGUGCCCAUGGUCUGCUUUGGACUCAUCCUCAUGUCCUACAUCAGAAUCGCCGUCUCCGUGCUCAGGAUGCGCUCUGCGGAAAGCCGGCGCAAAGCAGCCUCCACUUGCGUGUCACAUUUGACAGUUGUUUGCUUCUUCUUCGGGCCUUGCGCCCUCCUCUACACCCAGCCAUCUCUGAGUGACAUAUUAGCCACCCCGAUCCAGAUCUUCUGCAAUGUUGUCACGCCCAUGUUGAACCCAACUGUCUAUACUCUGAGGAACAAGGAGGUUCAGGCGGCAUUCAGAAAGCUAAAAGGGGGUUAG
Molecule: messenger RNA, 912 nt
Organism: Gekko japonicus
Lineage: Eukaryota; Metazoa; Chordata; Lepidosauria; Squamata; Gekkonidae
Product: olfactory receptor 958-like
Exons: 1
Coding region: 1-912 (303 amino acids)
Biological process (GO): G protein-coupled receptor signaling pathway
Cellular component (GO): membrane
Molecular function (GO): G protein-coupled receptor activity; olfactory receptor activity
Source: RefSeq, a predicted model, not a curated record